UCUAAAAGAAAAUGUUUUUUGCGGUAUACCCGAGAUACUUUAUCAACAAAAGCGACAUAUAAAAAUAGUAACAACAAGAACGUAUUGUCAACUAGAUAUAGUAAAAAAGUUCGAAACAUGUUUAAAAGUCAUCAUCUUCUCAAUAUUAAAGAAAACGAAUUGGAAAAACUUCUGAAAUUAAAUAAAAUUAAAAAUUCUGGCCGGAACCUAAAUGUUCCAGGUGAUCUGGUUCUGGAAAAACAAUUUUCUAAAACAGGAAAUUUCGCAGUAGUAGAUCUACCAAAACAUGUGAGUUAUGUCGAUCUUUUAUCAG
Molecule: messenger RNA, 313 nt
Organism: Diversispora eburnea
Lineage: Eukaryota; Fungi; Glomeromycota; Glomeromycetes; Diversisporales; Diversisporaceae
Source: the annotation of a GenBank genome assembly